Cylicostephanus goldi is the source of this 359-nucleotide messenger RNA. Lineage: Eukaryota; Metazoa; Nematoda; Chromadorea; Rhabditida; Strongylidae. The record is from the annotation of a GenBank genome assembly.
AUGAAGGGCUGCGUUAACGCUUCAGUACCCCUGGUGGAGCGGCGGUCAAUGGGAUCCUGUAUGAUUCCACCUAUCACGGGUGCAAUGCAUCACACAGUUGCUAAGGAUGCAUCGGACUUGUUGAAAACCGAAUCGUGCGUGUGUGGCACGGAUUACUGUAACGCAGAAAAACCCGAAAUUACCGUACCCGAGAAGCAGAAAUGUCAAGCUUUUGUCAAUACAAAGGUUAUGGGAACGCAAAUGAGCUCCAAAAAUGUCACAUGCACUGGAGAAUUUUGUUUCAAAGUGAGUUUUUUUAUUGCCGAAAAGGGAACUAACAAACAUUAUGUUAAAAUCAAUACAGGGUGGUCCACAUGAAA